GUGCCAUCGCUUUCUCUCAGGAGUACGUCGCCAACGAGCUGACGCAAAGCUUUUUCACGAUCACUCAGAAGAUCCAAAAGAAACUCACGGGUUCUCGCCACACCACAGAGCUCUCCGAAAUGUUCCCCUCCCUGCCUGGCUCACACCUGGUGCUCCACAAUCCCGCGCUGGAGUUCAUCAAACAUGUCUGCCAGGUGCUGUCUCUGGAUGCCAACAUCGCCAACCAAGUGCAGAAGCUGAAGCGCGACCUCCUGCGCCUCAUCGAUGUGGGGGAAUUCUCCGAGGAGGCCAACUUCCAGGACCCCUGCCGCUCCUACGUCCUCCCAGAAGUCAUCUGCAGAAACUGCAACUUUUGCCGGGACCUGGAUCUCUGCAAGGAUCCGGCUCUCUUUCAGGAGGACUCCCCACUGCCCAGCUGGUUGUGCUCCAAUUGCCAAUCGCAGUACGAUUCCGACGCCAUCGAGAUGGCUCUGGUGGAAGCCCUGCAGAAGAAGCUGAUGGCCUUCACCCUGCAAGAUCUGAGCUUCCUGGAUCAUUUGAAGGUUUUCCGGGGCAUCGCUCGGCAUUACGGAAUGGCCCACUUGCUGGAGAACGUCCAGUGGCUGCUUCAAAUGAACCCCCAGCUUCUCUCCUGAGAUGAAACCCCCCCACCAACCCCUUCAUCCUUUCCUGGCAGAAGCGACGCCCAAGAAGGCGGGCAGGUCGCCUUCUGCUCGGCCGUGCGGUGAAGUCUUUUAAGGAGAGAAACGCUUGUGUGGGGCGGCUGGCAAGGGGGACUCUUCGCCCCCGGGGGCAGGGGAAGCAAAUGUUGCAAGCCUUAAGGUUGUCCUGCUUGCGCGGAAGCUUCAACUAAAGUCUUGCAAAGAAGAAGAAGAGAUAACGGUGUCUCCGUCCGAACGAGGCGGAUCCGUGUCAUGAAACUCAGCGCGAAAAUGCAAGGAGCUUUUUCGGGGUGCCCCUUGUCCCCAAUUUUGCACACCCAGAAAGAAAAAAAACUUGGGAUUAUGCGGAGCAUUUUUUCUGCCCAGAUUUUAUGCUUUUUCUUUUGACUUUGGUGUUUUUAGAAAAAAGGUUUUUUUAAAAAAACGAUAUAAAGAAUUCCUUUGCUUUCGAACCAGCUUUCGCCCCUAUAUUUAAUAAAUAAAAUUGAUGCCGCCUGCAUCCAAACAAACGAAGCAGAGAGUGUGCCAUUAAAGAAACAGCCUGAGGCUUCAACAUAGAAUUGACAGCUUUG
Molecule: messenger RNA, 1234 nt
Organism: Thamnophis sirtalis
Lineage: Eukaryota; Metazoa; Chordata; Lepidosauria; Squamata; Natricidae
Source: RefSeq, a predicted model, not a curated record